UUUAAAUUUCGCACAACAAAUGGAGACUUGGCGGCACUCCGCGCCCAAAUCAUUCCAUUUUGGUUUGGAAACUGAGUUACCUUGCAUUGCAUAGAGCAACUGAAAGUCGACGCCGAUCAAAAUUUCGUUUAUUCUGCGCUUCGCUCGCCGAUCGGCUUCUUUGUGCAUCGCCCAAAGAUGGCCGUGUGAGCUUAAUCCCAACUGUUUAUCUCUAGGGCUUCAAAUGGCCUCUCACUCAGUCAUGGCUGGUGAUUCCAAUGGUAUCAGUAAUGCUCAGCCAGAGACCCGCAUGCCCGACCCGCAAAGGGCCUACCAAAUUGUUGUAGCUGCGACUCGCAGUUUGGGUAUUGGCAAAGGCGGGAAAUUACCUUGGAAAUUGCCAUCAGAUUUGAAGUUCUUCAAGGAGGUUACUGUGACUACGUCUGAUUCUGGGAAAAAGAAUGCUGUCAUAAUGGGUAGAAAGACUUGGGAGAGUAUCCCUCUUCAAUAUCGCCCUCUUCCUGGCCGCCUCAAUAUUGUUCUUACUCGUUCUGAGAGUUUUGGUGUUGCCGCUGCUGAGAAUGUUGUGAUAUGCAGGAGUUUAAGUUUGGCCCUGCAAAUGUUGGCAGCUUCUCCUUAUUGUUUAUCAAUUGAGAAAGUCUUUGUUAUAGGAGGUGGUGAGCUUUUCAGGGAGGCCCUUAAUGCCAAUGAAUGUGAAGCCAUUCAUAUCACUGAAAUCGAGACAGAUGUUGAAUGCGAUACUUUUAUCCCUGCAAUUGAUACACAUGUAUUUCAGCCCUGGUGCACUUCAUUUCCUUUGGUUGAAAACAAGCUUCAAUACUCUUUUACCACUUAUGUUCGUGUGCGGAAUUCCAGUGCAGACCUUCCUAUCCAGAACAAUGAUGCAACUCCUGACAAUGGCUUAGAUCUCAAUAAGUUUGAAUUUAAAACAUUCUCAUUCUUGCCUAAGAUGAUUUUUAAGAAACACGAGGAACACAUGUACCUAAAACUGGUUGAGGAGAUUAUUGAAAAUGGAGCCUCAAAGGAGGACAGGACUGGAACUGGUACUUUAUCAAAAUUUGGUUGCCAGAUGCGUUUCAAUUUGCGGAAGUCUUUUCCACUUCUUACAACAAAGAAAGUAUUUUGGAGGGGUGUUGUUGAAGAACUUUUGUGGUUCAUCAGUGGCUCAACAAAUGCUAAGCUUCUUCAAGAGAAGGGCAUUCAUAUCUGGGAUGGAAAUGCAUCAAGAGACUACCUUGAUAGUAUUGGUUUGGUGGACAGGGAUGAUGGUGACUUAGGACCUAUAUAUGGAUUUCAGUGGAGACACUUCGGUGCUAGCUACACGGACAUGCAUGCUGAUUACACUGGCCAGGGAUUCGACCAAUUGUUGGAUGUUAUCAACAAGAUCAGGAACAACCCAAAUGAUAGGCGUAUCAUUCUUUCUGCUUGGAAUCCCUCUGAUCUCAAAUUGAUGGCACUUCCUCCUUGUCACAUGUUUGCACAAUUUUUUGUAGCUAAUGGUGAGCUAUCCUGUCAAAUGUAUCAACGCUCUGCAGAUAUGGGUCUUGGGGUGCCAUUUAACAUUGCAUCUUACUCAUUAUUGACAUGCAUGAUUGCCCAUGUUUCAGGCCUUGUUCCUGGUGACUUUGUUCAUGUCAUUGGCGAUGCUCAUGUCUACAGAACUCAUGUCAGGCCUCUGCAGGACCAGCUUCAGAAGUCACCUAGGCCAUUCCCAAUACUGAAGAUCAAUCGGGAAAAGAAGGACAUAGAUUCCUUUGUUGCUUCUGAUUUUAAGCUCAUUGGCUAUGACCCUCACCAUAAAAUAGAAAUGAAGAUGGCAGUAUGAAGUUCUGUGUUCUCUAUUGGGGUGAAACGACUUGCAGCCUCUCUUCCCUGCAAGAUGUUAUACUCCUUAUCUUGAGGCAAGUGUCUAUAACCUCUGUUCUCUCAUUUUCUCUCUGUUGACUUCACACUCAGAGAAAUUCUUUCAUGGAGUACUUAGAACAAUUUAAUAGCUCUCCCUUUUUUUUUGCUACUGCUAGUUGUUUUAUACAUUACAAAUCUCCUUAGAAUUCCAUAGCUUGCUCUUCCAUAUUUAUUGACAGAAUAUUGGCGCUCUUGAUUUCUGAAUAUUGGCUCUUAUUUGACUUGCUUGACA
This is a messenger RNA of Ipomoea nil (Japanese morning glory), 2137 nucleotides long. RefSeq names its product putative bifunctional dihydrofolate reductase-thymidylate synthase. Gene Ontology annotation, molecular function: dihydrofolate reductase activity; thymidylate synthase activity. The coding region runs from base 224 to 1825 and encodes 533 amino acids. The record is from RefSeq and is a predicted model, not a curated record. Gene Ontology annotation, cellular component: cytosol; mitochondrion. Gene Ontology annotation, biological process: one-carbon metabolic process; tetrahydrofolate biosynthetic process; dTMP biosynthetic process. The transcript has 11 exons. Lineage: Eukaryota; Viridiplantae; Streptophyta; Magnoliopsida; Solanales; Convolvulaceae.